AUGCCUGAAAAACAGCAAUCUUUGCCUCUGCGACAACAGCCGGAUCCCUACGAUAACGAACCACCAUCCCCUCCCUCGGAAGAUGAUAUGGCUCCAAAUCAGCAGCGAGGGCUCUACGAUGCCAUUUUCAUUAAGCUAGUACGCAGCGAAUUCUCGAAACAAGACUUCCUGCCCGAGGAUGACUUCGAAACGCUUAUCACCGAAGAUACCGUCAAAGAAGAAUUGGACAACACUCUCGAAGCUUUCGACCCAUCGCUUGUCAAGUACAUCGCAAAGCACGCGCGGAAGACAUUCGCCACAUUGGUUAUUCAGGGCAAAGUUCACAAGGCUGUCAAUCUUGAGAAAUCGAAAUUCAACGACGAUUACCUUCCUAUCGCUAACGAGGAAUCGGGGCUUACUUCUCUAAACGGGUUGUCCAGGGAUCGACACGCCUGGAGGUGGUUCAAGAGCUGGUGGACGCAAGAAAGAAACGAAUUCUGUGAGAAGCAAUGGACAUUCUUGUCACCGAUCUUCGAGAGUAAUAGCAUGAUGGAAGUCUUACAUCGAGACUGUCGUUUACCCUUUAUCACUUGUGAUUCGAAAAUUGAUGAGGGCAGUUUCAGCUUCGUACACAAGGGUACUAUACAUCAUGCGCACCACAAGAUUAGCUCAGGAAAUCUCGUCAUUGCAAUCAAGGAACUCCGCGAUACAGCAGUAGGAGCCGAUCAGCGAGAACUUGCUGCCCUGGACCUUGCGCGGAAGUUGCAACAUCCACAUAUCGUACCAUUUGUCGGCGGUUUCAGACAAGGCACCACAAGUCACUUGCUCUUUCAGUGGGCAGACGGAGGUAAUCUACGAUCGUACUGGAACAACAAGGAGAAUUGGUCUCGGGACGCAGAUCUCAUAAGCUGGACAAUCGAGCAGAUCAAAGGCCUCUUCUCGGCACUUAGAAAAUGGCACGACCUGGAUGAGCUAUACAGCACCCCAUUGAACGGUCGACACGGAGAUCUGAAACCAGAGAACCUUCUGAGGUCUCUGGGAGCACCAGGCAGUCGGCGAUCCAUUUUCCAGAUUGCGGACCUAGGAUUAGCCAAGAUACAUUCGAAUCCAACACACGCCCGUAACAAACCUUCGUCAACUCUGGGUGGGACCCCCAGAUACAAGCCACCUGAAGACAAGCCCAAAAUCUCGAGGUCUUACGACAUGUGGAGCAUGGGUUGCAUUACCUUGGAGUGGAUAAUAUGGUUGGUCUACGGUAUCGAUGAGCUCGGAGCCUUUUACGAGCAAGCGUGUCCCGAGGAUUGUGACUCGUUCUGGUCGCGUGAAAGCGACGAUCAUCCCACUCAUCCAGGAGUGAUUUCCUGGAUGAAACACAUGACCGACACAUGUCUGGCAGACGAAGAGCAUUGCUACAGCAUUGCUCUGCGUAAACUUCUCAUUUUCGUGAGGAACAGACUGCUAGUACCAGAUCCGGUAGAUUAUGACACAACCGACACAACUCAACAGUCAAAGGAGAACAGCGACUUAUCCAUAUUGAUUACACCUGCUCCGGAUGCCGGGUCGAUAAAGUCCUUAUCAGGGCGGGCGAAAUGCAAAGAUGCUUGCACGGAGCUUGAAAACAUCAGCUCGAUUCCGAAUGGCGUCCGAAACUACAUGUAUAACCCAGGAGUCAAUAUGAACGGCCCAAAUGGUCGGGGUCCAUCAAAGCGGAUAUCGAGCAAACUUCAGGUGCCUUCGACCUCCAGCUCUCAUCAAGAGGUGAAUGGCCCCCUCGACAAUCGAUGA
Molecule: messenger RNA, 1764 nt
Organism: Alternaria novae-zelandiae
Lineage: Eukaryota; Fungi; Ascomycota; Dothideomycetes; Pleosporales; Pleosporaceae
Exons: 2
Coding region: 1-1764 (587 amino acids)
Biological process (GO): peptidyl-serine phosphorylation; peptidyl-threonine phosphorylation
Molecular function (GO): protein serine/threonine kinase activity; ATP binding
Source: RefSeq, a predicted model, not a curated record